Messenger RNA from Esox lucius (northern pike), 6198 nucleotides. RefSeq names its product glutamate receptor, metabotropic 5a (gene grm5a). The coding region runs from base 280 to 4512 and encodes 1410 amino acids. The transcript has 19 exons. Gene Ontology annotation, biological process: G protein-coupled glutamate receptor signaling pathway; regulation of synaptic transmission, glutamatergic; trans-synaptic signaling by endocannabinoid, modulating synaptic transmission. The record is from RefSeq and is a predicted model, not a curated record. Gene Ontology annotation, cellular component: postsynaptic density membrane. NCBI's taxonomy places the organism in Eukaryota, Metazoa, Chordata, Actinopteri, Esociformes, Esocidae. Gene Ontology annotation, molecular function: G protein-coupled receptor activity involved in regulation of postsynaptic membrane potential; adenylate cyclase inhibiting G protein-coupled glutamate receptor activity.
ACGAUUCUGAGACAUUUUUUCUGUUGUUGCCAUGGCAAAUCAUGGAUUAGUUGUGAUUCGUGAUGAUCUGUUCCUGUCGCAGUAAUCUCUGGGAAUAUAGCUGGCUAAUAAUUUCUACAGAAUUGCUUCAAAAGCCCAAAGUGUUUUAUUAAGGUUCUGGAUGGAGUGAGCAUGGAUCUCUCUGAACAUACAGCUCAGUGAGAACCAAAACACCACUCUGGCAUUGACAUCACCACCACCAUGCUACAACCAACAGAAGCAGGUUCCUGAAAGUAGAAGAUGGAAAGAGCAGAGAGGAUAGAGGCAGGUGAGGGAAGAAGAAUGAGGCUGAAAGAUGGAUGUGGAAGGAGUAUUUUCUUGCGGCUGCUCCUGGCAUGUGUGUUGCUGGGAGAUGACCUGGUCUGUGUGGUCACGGCCCAGGCCAAUGAGAGGAGAGUCCUGGCGCACAUUCCUGGUGACAUCAUCAUAGGAGCACUGUUCUCUGUUCACCAUCAACCACCCGCAGACAAGGUCCAUGAGCGUAAGUGCGGGGCGGUUCGGGAGCAAUAUGGUAUCCAGCGUGUUGAGGCCAUGAUGCACACGCUUGACCUCAUCAACUCUGACCCCAACCUCCUCCCCAACAUCACCCUGGGCUGUGAGAUCAGGUAUGACCCCAACAUCACCCUGGGCUGUGAGAUCAGGUAUGACCCCAACAUCACCCUGGGCUGUGAGAUCAGGUAUGACCCCAACAUCACCCUGGGCUGUGAGAUCAGGUAUGAACCCAACAUCACCCUGGGCUGUGAGAUCAGGUAUGACCCCAACAUCACCCUGGGCUGUGAGAUCAGGUAUGACCCCAACAUCACCCUGGGCUGUGAGAUCAGGUAUGAACCCAACAUCACCCUGGGCUGUGAGAUCAGGUAUGACCCCAACAUCACCCUGGGCUGUGAGAUCAGGGACUCGUGUUGGCACAGUGCAGUGGCCCUAGAACAGAGCAUAGAGUUCAUCAGAGACACGCUGGUCUCCAACGAGGAGGAGGAGAGUUUGAAUCACGGGAAAUGUCUGGGAGAGGACGGCAUGGAGAUGACACCUGUUAGGGGCAAGAAACCCAUCGUAGGACUCAUUGGCCCAGGGUCCAGCUCUGUGGCCAUACAGGUGCAGAACCUUCUGCAACUGUUCAACAUUCCACAGAUCGCCUACUCUGCUACCAGCAUGGACCUCAGUGACAAGAGCCUUUAUAAGUACUUCAUGAGGGUGGUACCAUCAGAUGCUCAGCAGGCCAGAGCCAUGGUGGACAUCGUCAAGAGAUACAACUGGACCUAUGUCUCUGCUAUACACACUGAAGGUAACUAUGGGGAGAGUGGUAUGGAGGCGUUUAAGGAGCUGGCCGCCAGAGAGGGGAUCUGCAUAGCCCACUCCGAUAAGAUCUACAGCAACGCCGGGGAGCAGAGCUUCGACCGGCUGCUGGAGAAGCUGAGAGGACACCUGCCCAAGGCGCGUGUAGUGGCCUGCUUCUGCGAAGGCAUGACCAUACGGGGCAUUCUGAUGGCCAUGAGACGGCAAGGCCUGGUGGGGGAGUUCCUGCUGGUGGGCAGUGAUGGCUGGGCUGACCGUUAUGAUGUUACUGAUGGUUACCAUCGUGAGGCUGCCGGAGGAAUCACCAUAAAGCUGAAGUCAGCCUACGUCACCUGGUUCGAUGACUACUACCUGGCCCUGCAACCAGAUGAAAACACCAGGAACCCCUGGUUCCCUGAGUUCUGGCAGCACAGAUUCCAGUGCCGGCUGGUGGGACAUCCACAGGAGAACAACAAGUACAACCGGACCUGCAGCAGCAAAGAGUCUCUCCGUCAGCAAUAUGCCCAGGACACUAAGAUGGGCUUUGUCAUCAACGCCAUCUACUCCAUGGCUUACGGUCUACACACCAUGCAACAGGCACUCUGUCCAGGAUACCAGGGGCUCUGCGAUGCAAUGCGGCCCAUUGACGGUCGAAAGCUGCUGGAGUUUCUUAUGAGGACCAACUUCACUGGAGUGUCUGGAGAGACUAUCCACUUUGACCAGAAUGGAGACUCCCCGGGCAGGUAUGAGAUCAUGAACUUUAAGCGUCUGGGCCGUGACGGUAAUGACGGUGCUGGCGGUGAUUACGGUGAUGGCGGUGGGGAUGACGGUGAGGACCACUACAGUUAUAUCCAUGUAGGGAGCUGGGACCAAGGAGGACUCAGGAUGGACGAUGAGGAAAUCUGGCCCAAUUCAUCCAGCCUCAUACAGUCUCUCUGCUCCCUACCCUGUCAGAAGGCUCAGAUCAAGGUGAUUCGUAAAGGGGAGGUGAGCUGCUGUUGGACCUGUACUCCCUGUAAAGAAAAUGAGUUUGUUUUUGAUGAGUACACCUGCCGUGCCUGUGACCUAGGGUCCUGGCCUACUGACGACCUCACAGGUUGUGAGCCUAUCCCGGUGCAGUAUGUUCGUUGGGGGGAUCCAGAGCCGAUAGCAGCAGUGGUGUUUUCAUGUUUGGGGCUCAUGGCCACUCUGUUUGUCACCUCCAUUUUCAUCAGGUUCUAUGACACCCCAGUGGUGAAGUCCAGCAGCAGAGAGCUGUGUUACAUCAUCCUGGCCGGGAUCUUCCUGGGCUACCUGUGUACCUUCAGCCUGAUCGCCAAGCCCCACGCUGCACACUGCUACCUUCAGAGACUGGGGAUAGGACUGUCCCCUGCCAUGAGUUACUCAGCUCUGGUCACAAAGACCAAUCGUAUAGCCCGCAUCUUGGCAGGCAGUAAGAAAAAGAUCUGCACUAAAAAACCUCGGUUCAUGUCAGCCUGUGCCCAGCUGGUCAUCGCUUCUCUACUCAUACUGAUCCAACUAGGAAUCAUCAUGGCCCUGUUCUUCAUGGAACCACCUGAGGUGAUCUACGACUACCCCAGUAUCAGUGAGGUCCAUCUGAUCUGUAACCUGUCAACACUGGGAGUCGUAGCUCCUCUGGGAUACAAUGGUCUUCUCAUCCUGAGCUGCACCUUCUACGCCUUCAAGACUCGUAAUGUCCCAGCUAACUUCAACGAGGCCAAGUACAUCGCCUUCACCAUGUACACCACCUGCAUCAUCUGGCUGGCCUUUGUUCCCAUCUACUUUGGCUCCAACUACAAGAUCAUCACCAUGUGUUUCAGUGUCAGCCUCUCUGCUACCGUGGCUCUCUGCUGCAUGUUCGCCCCCAAGGUGUACAUCAUGCUGGCGAAGCCAGAGAAGAACGUCCGGAGUGCCUUCACCACCUCUAACCAGGUCCGCAUGCAUGUAGGAGACGCCAAGACAGCAGCUAACGCUGCCAAACCCAAGACCAUGGCUGGCAUGUUCAGAAGGAAGGGGUCUGGAGACAACGUCAGCUCCAACAGCAAGGCGGUGUUGUGGUCCCAGAAAGAAGGUGGAGGCUACAGACCCAACCUGUGGAAGAGGAUCUCCAUCCACAUCAAGAAGGAGGAAGUCAACCAGACCGCCAUUAUCAAACCCUUCUCUAAAGGAAACGACAUCCCUGACCUUGACUCUGCCACGCCCCAACCUGGUGCCAGGGGAGUGUACGAUCAACCUCAGGGAGCACAGCACUACCAACCCGGAACCUUCCCCUGCCCCCCUUCUCCUUACGCUGGCCCCUGCCCCCCCUCGCCACAACACCUGCCCGCCGCCAGCCAGAGCGUCGGCAUCCUCCCGGGGUGUCCGGGGCCUCAGGACGAGGAGGUGUUUGUGGGCACCUCAGAGACCCAUAGGGAGGAGGUGGUCCGGGCCCUGCCGACCUGCAUGUCAGAGAGACCUCCGAGUGGGCGGGGCGGCGCGGCAGGCAGGACAGGUGUCGGCAGGGACAGUACUGGCAGGGUUUCUAGAGGUAGGGCUAGUAGAAGUGUGGGUGUUGGGGGGAUAGGGAAUAUUGGUGCUAUGGCUAUGGGUGGUGUAGGUGGUGUUGGCGUUAAGGCUAUGGGUUUUCGUGGUAUGGGUGACAUGGGUGUUGGUGAUAUCGGUAGUAUCGGCGUGGGUGUGGUGGGCACCCAGCUGCAGGGCUCCACCAUCAUGGACCAGAUCAGCUGUGUGAUGAACCGUUUCACCGCCAACAUCAGCCAGCUCAACAACAUGAUGCUCCCCGGGUCACCAGCAGAGGGCGCCAAUCUCCCGCCCCCAGGCCCACCCCUCGUCCCCGCCCCUUGCCCCCCUCCGUAUGUCCAGCCCCGUGCCAGGCAGCCGAACGCAACAGUCACCACUUACGCUGAGGUCGCCGCCACCUCUAACCAUGGCAACCCCUGGGUGUGCGGGGUGGGGGGCGGGGUCAAAGGUCUUGGAGGAGGGGUGUGUGGUACAGAGGAGGUGAGAACCACAGAGCUGUUGGAGGAGUUGGUUGCUCUGACCCCUCCAUCCCCAUUUAGAGACCCUUCCCUGGGUUCGCCUAGCACCUCACCCCCCUGUCUGUCCCCAACCUCAGAGUCAGCCCUGGGUGACCCCUGCCCCCUGGGUAAAUACAACAGAGUGAUGUUCAGGCACUACAGUCAGAGCUCGUCUUCUCUGUAAAAUACUCCUCUUCUUCUUCUACUGGCUGUUGUUUUGCCUUUCUGUCUUGUUCUGCUUCCUCUUCUCCUUCAGAGGUGUUGUGUGAUCUUGUUUUAACAUGUGGAUAGGAAUUAGCUGUCAGUUGAAGAGACUAAACACAUAACAAGUUUGAAAACAUCAAUAUAAUAGACCAAACUGAAUGAACUCGACAUUUUCUACUUUACCUUUCCUGAGAUAAAAAGCCAUAGUUCCUCUAGAGGGGCAGAUACCGUUUGACUGGUUGGCUGGCUGGAUGAGUGACUGGUUGUGACUGGUUGUGUGACUGGUUGUCUGGGUCAAUGAUUGAUGGAUGACUGACUGGUUUGAUGACUGACUUACUGGCAGGCCUGAUGGGUAACUGACUGGUUUGAUGACUGACUUACUGGCAGGCCUGAUGGGUGACUGAUUGGUUUGAUGACUGACUUACUGGCAGGCCUGAUGGGCGAAUGAAUGGCUGACUGAAUUUCUGAUUGACUGGCUGGGUGACUGACUGACUGAAUAUACAUCAAUGAACAUUGUUUAAAUCGUUUUCACACAGCUUGAGUAUAAACAGUAGUUCAGAGGUUUUAUAUCUGGACAUGUUUCUGGACUAGGUUCUAUAUCUGGACACGGUUCUGGACUAGAUUUUAUAUCUGGACACAGUUCUGGACUAGGUUCUAUAUCUAGACACGGUUCUGGACUAAGUUCUAUAUCUGGACACGGUUCUGGACUAGGUUCUAUAUCUGGACACUCUGACAGCUGGGCUGCAGGGAGGAGCGUUAUGUCUAAGCCACACCCAUGUCACAACCUUGUCCAAUCAGAGGUCACUUCACCAAAUUCACUGCCUCCGGAUUGAAGAGGCCAGUGCAUGUUCAUCUUAUGUUUUUUUGCCCCAUUCAGAACAGAGAAUUACUUUAAGUGGAACUCAUAUAGAGGAAACCUAAUAAUAGAGAAAACUGCUAAAUUCCUUGUUGGUAAUGGCAAGGUAACACAAAAUGGACAACUCACAUUAAAACCUGGAAACAACAAUAAUACAAUGAUGAAUGACCUGGACGCGUCAGUGCGGCGCCUACUACUGAUGACGGUAUUCCAAGCUUACACCCAGCCCGUCUUCCAAUACACCUUCCCAGACUGGAAAACUGCAUCAGCACAACAUCAACCAAUUUCAUACUAAUACUUCUGGAAUUCAGACAGACAAAGGUAAUCUUUAAGGUAUGAUAUUAAAGUAGCUGUCCAGUCUUUUCAGGUUUCUUUGAAAUAUAACCUAUACUUAUACUUUCCAACCUGUUUUGUUUUUCUGUGUUUAAAUGGUGUGGGUGUCCUCAAAAAAAGCGACUGAUGUAGAUGUAUAUGCAUUCAUAAAGGUAUUUCUGUCAAGUUAACAGACAAUUGGCCAGCUCAGGCAGUGAGCCAAUGAAACGUCUCGGAUAAAAGCAUGACAUCUCAUUGUAUGACAAAAUAGCAAGCAGUUUUGACAGUCUUUCUGUGAUAAGUUGAGGUUUUCUUUUCUCAAUAUAUUUUUUUUGCCACAAAUACAAGCAUAUGAUGUUUGAGUUAACGGAUUAUGAGCUUUUUUAGGUGAGAUUUUCCCUGGACAGUUUCUUUAAAUUAUUGAACUCGUUCAAUGUUUCUUAAUCCUGGUCCUGGGGACCCAAAGGGGUGCAUGUGUUUUUGCCCAAGCACUCACAC